Molecule: messenger RNA, 1656 nt
Organism: Vigna unguiculata (cowpea)
Lineage: Eukaryota; Viridiplantae; Streptophyta; Magnoliopsida; Fabales; Fabaceae
Product: zinc-finger homeodomain protein 4 pseudogene
Source: RefSeq, a predicted model, not a curated record
ACCCCACUUUUUUUUUUUUUUUUUUUUGGAGUCUCUAAUCUGAAUCUCCCUCUCCAAAUACUCAACUCUGCAUUCCUCUUUGUCUGUUAAAAUCUGCUUUUUUUUUUGGUCCUCUCCUUUUUGUCCUCCCACACCACCUCUAUAAGCACCUCCUGUUAAGUGCUUCACUACCAAAACUCUCCUCCAUCCACCCUUUCUCUCUCUUCUUCACCUCACGCUUCCUUCUAUUACUCUAAUUACUGUGAUUCCCCUCUAAAACCAGAUCAUCCUUUUCUUUCCUUCUAAACCAGCCAUGUCUGCAACACAAGCUGUUUGAUCCAUGUCAGUUUCCUCCUCCUCCUCUUCUCCAAUUCUUCUUCACUUGUAGCCGGCUGAAAUUAAAAAAAAAAAAAAAGGAAAAAAAAGAAGAAAGCUACAGGGUUUGUUUGUAGCUGUCUUCAUUGAUUAUCUUCUGGCUGAGAUAUAGAGACGAUAAUGAGGUCGGUGCUGUUACUGCCAUAGUGCUGCUAUACUCGACUCAAUUGCUUCCAACGCCACUCCAUAUACUUUUCUCCCUUCAGCUUUUCAAAGAUUAGGUUUGAGGCCAACCCCUAGGAUUUCAAGGAUUGCAAUCAUAUUCUAGUAGCACUAUACCCCCAGAGAAGGUAGCUAGGAGGAGGGAAUGGAACUUUCGAGUCAAGAAGGAGAAAUCCCAAUCCCAAUAAACAGCACUACGUAUGGUGGGGGACACGGUAAUGGACACGGUCAUGGUCUCAUGAUUCACCAUGACCCUCCACACCACAGCCACAACCACAUUAUCUCCUCCACGGCGCCUACCAACGGCACACCCACUAUGCAGCAGGAGGAUCACGGGUACAAGAAAGUGGUGAGGUACAGAGAAUGCCUGAAGAACCAUGCAGCGGCCAUGGGAGGGAAUGCCACCGAUGGAUGCGGCGAGUUCAUGCCCAGUGGGGAAGAAGGCACCAUAGAGGCUCUGAACUGCUCAGCCUGCCAUUGCCACAGAAACUUCCACAGAAAGGAAGUGGAGGGUGAGCCAUCUUCGUGUGACUACCACCCCUUCAACAGAAGAAGACUCAUUCUGGGCCCUCACAAGAACCUCCUCCCCCCCGAGGCUCUUGGCUACCCUACAGGUAACAUCCUCCCUUCUAGAAGCGUCCCACCACACCAGAUGAUAAUGCCCUACAGCAUUGGUCACCUCCCUUCGGAGUCCGAUGAACAAGAAGACGGUGGGGGAAUGGUGCAGCCUAGACCCUCCCAGCUAGUGAAGAAAAGGUUCAGGACAAAGUUCACCCAGGAGCAGAAGGAGAAAAUGCUCAACUUUGCUGAGAGGGUUGGGUGGAAAAUCCAGAAGCAAGAAGAGUCCGUGGUGCAACAGUUCUGCCAAGAGAUUGGGGUGAAGCGAAGAGUGCUCAAGGUUUGGAUGCACAACAAUAAGCACAAUCUCGCCAAAAAGAAUCCUCCUACUGCAGCAGCUUAAAGUACAAUAAUUUAUUAUUAUCAUUACAAUUAUCCAUCCAUCCAUCAUCUUUUAUCUAGCUUUGUGUUUUUUGUGCUUUAUUAUUAUCAUCGUUAUCAUUACUGGUAUUAUAAACUCCAUCCACUCUCCUCCACGUAUAAUCAUUAGCCUAGCCGCAAGUGUUUGUUGACUUUCUUCAA